GAGUGGGAAAAGGGCGAUGCUGGAGCCGCCUGGAGUGGCGGGGAGAAAAGCCCGUGGCGCGCGUGCGCCAAUCGGUCCUGCCUGCGAGUGGGUCAAGGUCAACGCAACCAACAACUCAGGGUUGCCCGGGCGACUGCCGCCGGGGAGGCGUUUCCAUUGGCUGCCAUGGUGCCUGUUCGCCACGCGCCGCAUUGAUUGGUCAGUGCGCGGAGGGUCAGCGACAUUUAUAAGCCGCGCCCGGGCGGCAGUGCGGCACACUCCUGCUCUCAGCGGCUGCCGCUGCAGAGUGGGUGUAACCAUGAGGGAUCCCUGCGAGGGUCCUGGGGAGAAGGAAGAGCUGGAGGAAGGGGCGGCGGCCACUGGGCAUCCUGCAGAAGUCCUGGAGGCCAAGUGUUCAGACGUGGAUUCGGACUCUGACCUGGAGACAGAAGGCACCCAUAAGCUUGGAGAACUGGUUAAGGAUACCCUCUACCUGAGGUCUUGCCAGGCCCACAAUGUCGUGCCUGCCUCCUGCUUCCUGCGCCAAGGGAGCGCCCCAGAGCUCAACCUGCGGCACCGUGGUCUGGGUCCCCAGGGGGCCCGGGCUCUGGCUUCCUCACUGAUGUCCAAUCCCUACAUCAAGCGGCUGGACCUUCGGGACAAUGGACUCUGUGGGGCUGGCGCGGAGGCCCUGGCAGAUGCUCUGAGCAAAAACAGCAGCAUCAGUGAUGUGGACCUGUCGGAGAACCAGCUGGGAGCAGUGGGAGCCCAGGCUGUCUGUGCCGCCCUGGUUAUGAACCCAGCCAUUCAGCGGGUUCAGCUGGCAGGGAAUGGUCUGGAGGAACAAGCGGCCCAGUACCUGGCUGAACUCCUACUGGCCAACACAGGCCUGAAAUCCCUGGACCUGAGCUAUAACCAGCUGAAUGACCAAGCAGGGGAAACACUUGGACCAGCCCUGGCAGAAAAUGCAGGACUCACGGAGCUUAACAUGAGCUGGAAUCACCUGCGAGGCUCAGGAGCCGUGGCCUUUGCCAGGGGACUGGAGGCCAGCAUCUUCUUGAGGGUCCUGGACAUCUCAUACAAUGGCUGUGGAGAUCCUGGAGCCUCUGCAGUGGGGGAGGCUCUCAAGACCAAUAACGUGUUGGAGGAGCUCAAUCUUAGCAACAACCGCAUUUCUGCAUUGGGAGCUCUGAGCCUGGGCCAGGGUCUGCAGGUCAACCGGACACUGAGGAUUCUUGUUGUAUCCAGGAAUCCCAUGCGAAGUGAGGGCUGCUCUGCUCUUCUGAAGUCUGUCCGGGCCAACCCAUUGUCUGCCGCAGAACUGCUGGAUUUCUCUGAUAUCCAGGUGAACAGAGAGUUUGAUGACCUUGCCGGUUCACUGAAGCUGAUUCUUCCAAGGCUUUGCAUAAAGACGGCUGCCCACAGAGUGGAGUACAGAAGAGAACUGCUGCCCAUCUUCAGACCAUCUAAAUGAUUGUGGAGUGUGGUUUCCUCACCUCUCCCAUCAGCCACAUCAACUUCCUGAUGCUUUUUAACACUUGAGUCUGCAUGGAGUCCCCAUGGCAACCAGGUGGUAAGUCCCACAGAGGCGGCCUUCAUGGUGACUCAAACAUUUGUACUACUCAGGACCUUCCUUUGCUCUCACUCAUUCAUGUAAGAGAAACUUGUACUAUAGACUACACAAUGAGCUGGGCAUUGGGCCAAGAUGCCCAAGAUCUGGCACAUGAUUAAAAUAUCAGGUGAUGUGCAACCGGCAUUCCCAAACACCACUAUGAAUAAUGCAAACUGACACAGCCUUUUCAGAAGGCAAUUUAUUAUCAAGCACUGAGAACUUAAAACUGCCUGCCUAGGAGUUCCCGUCGUGGCUCAGUGAUUAAUGAAUCCGACUAGGAACCAUGAAGUCACGGGUACGAUCCCUGGCCUUGCUCAGUGGGUUAAGGAUCUGGCGUUGCCGUGAGUUGUGGUGUAGGUUGCAGAUGCGGCUCAGAUCCCGAGUUGCUGUGGCUGUGGUGUAGGCCGGCAUCUACAGCUCUGAUUGGACCCCUAGCCUGGGAACCACCAUAUGCCGCGGGAGCGGCCCUAGAAAAGGCAAAAAGACCAAAAAAAAAAAAAAAUCACAUCGUUUGUCUGGCAGUUCCGCAAAAAGUUAAACCAUAUGGAGCUGACCAUAUGACCCAGAAAUUCCACUUCUAGAGAAAUGAAAACAUGUCCACUCCAAAAACUUGAACACAGAUGUUCAUAAUGGCAUUAGUCAUAAUAUCCAUAAAACGUAA
Messenger RNA from Sus scrofa (pig), 2252 nucleotides. RefSeq names its product leucine rich repeat containing 74B (gene LRRC74B). Gene Ontology annotation, molecular function: protein binding. NCBI's taxonomy places the organism in Eukaryota, Metazoa, Chordata, Mammalia, Artiodactyla, Suidae. The record is from RefSeq and is a predicted model, not a curated record.